UACAGUUUUCUUCUUCCUCCUAUUUUAUUUGUUUAUUUCUUCAUCCUUCUCUCUCUCCGACCUCCUCCUCCGAGAAACCCAUCUCUCUUCUCGGAGCCCCAUUAGAGAUCGGAUCUGUCUUUGGUUUUUACAGACAAUGAGAUGAUAAUGGCAAAUUGAAGAAUAGUACAUAACGCUUUUGCCCACGAGAGAAAGUGUUUAUCUUUUUUUACGAAAUUAUUGUAAGAUUCGGAUGGGGAUUUGCUUUAGUGCUGAAGAGCAGUACCAAUUCUCUCAACAACAAAACUAUCAGAAGAAGACAACAGUACCAGCAGGGAAAAAUUCAGCUGUGUAUCUAAUGAAGUCAGAUUGUCAAGAUUCAUCAGUUGGUAAAGUGAGUGGUGGCUUGUCUUUAGCUCCUAAGAACAUUAAAGAUCUUCAGUCAAAUCCAGGAUAUGAGAAUGUUGAUAUUUUCACUUACGAGGAGAUGAAGGUUGCUACUAAGCAGUUCAGGCCAGAUUAUAUUCUUGGUGAAGGAGGUUUUGGAGUGGUCUAUAAAGGAGUUAUAGAUGAGUCUGUGAGGAGUGGUUACAAGUCUACAAAAGUUGCUAUCAAAGAACUUAAUCCUGAGGGCUUUCAGGGAGAUAGAGAGUGGCUGGCUGAAGUUAACUAUUUAGGACAGCUUAGUCACCCGAAUUUGGUUAAGCUCAUUGGCUACUGCUGUGAAGAUGAUCAUAGAUUGUUAGUCUAUGAAUACAUGGCAUUGGGGAGCCUUGAGAAACAUCUUUUCCGAAGAGUUGGAUGCACUUUGACAUGGUCGAAAAGAAUGAAGAUUGCGCUAGACGCAGCCAAGGGUCUUGCAUUUCUACAUGGUGCUGAACGCUCCAUCAUAUAUCGGGAUCUGAAGACAGCAAAUAUACUGCUAGAUGAGGGUUACAAUGCUAAACUCUCUGACUUUGGACUAGCUAAGGAUGGUCCAAGAGGAGAUCAAACACAUGUGUCAACACGUGUUAUGGGGACUUAUGGAUACGCUGCUCCUGAGUACGUAAUGACAGGACAUUUGACAUCGAGAAGUGAUGUUUAUGGAUUUGGGGUACUUCUCCUUGAGAUGCUCCUUGGGAAGAGGGCGAUGGACAAAAGCAGACCUUGCAGGGAGCAUAACUUGGUAGAGUGGGCACGACCUCUGUUGAAUCACAACAAAAAGCUUUUGAGGAUCAUAGACCCUCGAAUGGAUGGACAGUACGGUACUAAGGCAUUGAUGAAAGUAGCUGGUUUAGCGUACGAAUGCCUAAGCCAAAACCCGAAAGGAAGGCCCCUCAUGAAUCAUGUUGUAGAAGUUCUCGAGACUCUCAAAGAUGACGGUGAUGCUCAAGAGGAAGUCAUGACUAACCUCCAUAGCAGGGGCAAAUCUGUAACCUUAUAUGAUGCUUCUGGUGAUUCUCAAGGCACAAGAGAUGGGGAUGGACAUAGGAGGAGAAGACCAGAAAGUGGUCGAAGCAAGAGCGAAGCCGCAGUCGACACUGACAAAUAUGUUUCUGCUCUUUCAGAACUGGAUAAUACCAAAAUUUAAGACUCAAGACAGAAAGAUUCACCCAGUGAUUUGAGACUGUAAGAUAAGAAAGUAGCAGAGUUGGCUUAAUGUAUAAAUAAGUUGAGUCUUCGUUUUUGGGAACUUUUUUUUUUGGGGAUUACAAAUAUUAGUGCAAUAUGCAAUUUGAUGAUAUUUCUCUGAAAUUCAAAUGAAUUUUUGGAAA
Capsella rubella is the source of this 1733-nucleotide messenger RNA. RefSeq names its product probable serine/threonine-protein kinase PBL17. Gene Ontology annotation, molecular function: ATP binding; protein kinase activity. Bases 233 to 1549 code for a protein of 438 amino acids. Lineage: Eukaryota; Viridiplantae; Streptophyta; Magnoliopsida; Brassicales; Brassicaceae. The transcript is spliced from 6 exons. Gene Ontology annotation, biological process: protein phosphorylation. The record is from RefSeq and is a predicted model, not a curated record.